Cyprinodon variegatus (sheepshead minnow) is the source of this 1559-nucleotide messenger RNA. It is a transcript of the gene nudt2, whose product is annotated as nudix hydrolase 2. NCBI's taxonomy places the organism in Eukaryota, Metazoa, Chordata, Actinopteri, Cyprinodontiformes, Cyprinodontidae. The transcript has 3 exons. Bases 101 to 547 code for a protein of 148 amino acids. Gene Ontology annotation, molecular function: bis(5'-nucleosyl)-tetraphosphatase (asymmetrical) activity. The record is from RefSeq and is a predicted model, not a curated record. Gene Ontology annotation, biological process: AMP biosynthetic process; ATP biosynthetic process.
GACGAAUUUAUCAGACGUACCGAAGCGCUUCCUGCGCUCAGUGGAAAUAACACCUGAAAAACUAAACCGUGCCGCAAAUUAACCUCCCAGAACACAAGGAAUGAUGUCGCUGCGAGCUUGUGGGUUUAUAGUUUUCCGUCGCCUUGUCGGCUGCAACCCCCCACCAGGCAACAUCGAGUAUCUCCUCUUGCAGACGUCCUAUGGGGAGCACCACUGGACCCCACCCAAAGGUCACGUUGAUCCGGGUGAAGACGACCUGACCACAGCUUUAAGAGAGACCAAGGAAGAGGCAGGGUUGGGGCCGGAGCAGCUGCAGAUUAUAGACGGCUUUGUGCAGGAGCUGCGCUACGAGGUCCGCGGCAGACCCAAAGAGGUGCUGUACUGGCUGGCCGAGUUAAAAAACCCAGAGACGGCUGUGACUCUGUCCAACGAGCACCAGGACUACCGCUGGGCUCAGCUGGAGGAGGCCUGUAAGCUUACCGGCUACAAAGAUCUGCAGGAGACGCUAAGAGCAGCUCACAGACACUUGGAAGCUCAGCAGCACUGAAACCAGUAGCCUUUAUAAUUGCUGUUCUUUACAGAUAUGUUUUAAGUCAUCCCCAUUCUGGCUUUUUUGGGUAUGAUUGGCCUGUAAAUGUUGCACUACAUCAUCUCAAUCAGGUUCAAUCCUACAAUGUAACUAGGCCACCCUUUGUUAAACCACCUGGCUCUGAAUUUGCAUAUGUGCUUCAGAUCACUGUCGCAAUGCUUCAGAUGUUCGUCUUAGAGUCAUUUUCUUCUGUGAAGGUCCACCACUGUCUGUGAAUUCUCCAUGUGUGGUCGUUCCUCUCACUGUUUGGUUCAAUUAAGUCCUCAAGCUCCAUUUAUAACUCUCUUCAUUUUGACUUUUGUUAAUAACUGCGCUACCUACAUGAUGUUUUUUUUUUUUUAGAUAGUCUGGUUAGUUUAAAUAACUUUUUUCCCUUCUAAUAUAUUAAAUCAUUUGAUUUUUUUUUUCUCUUAUUUUAAUCUUUUUAUGAUUUAAAAUAUUAAACUGUGACAAAAGGAAAUCUGUAAUGGGAAAACAAUACAAAUCUGGGUAACUUUGGAAGCGUGUUAUAUGUGUUGCUAUAUAUAAAGGCAUUGUCAAUGGUUUUAGCAAUUUAACAGUAAUGACAUAAAUCAUUUUUAAUGAAUAAAUUAAACACACAGAUUAUAAAAAGAGAAAAAAAACCUUUAUCUAAAUUUUUGUGAAUUAACUUUGAGGUCCCUCGGCUGUUAUAAAGGGACAAGGGAAAAGGUUGGUUGUAUAAUCUUGAUUCUACCACAAGGGGGAGACAAACACAAAGGUGAAAAAAUGCCUCAAUGCUAAAUAUCUUGACUUUGUUGACAACUGGACACAAAAUUGUUGCUGUUCAGGAAGUUAAGAUGAUGAUUUUUUAUAACUGUUCAUAACUUGUAAGCAAAGUGCCUAUUCUGCAUGAGGAAGUCGCACUUUUUGGGGGUUUUUAAGCUGUCUGACAUCAGAAAGGCUUUUUUUGUUUCAAAGAAAGGAGUGCGUCAGAAUUUCAUGUAAAAUU